This is a messenger RNA of Syngnathus typhle (broad-nosed pipefish), 4055 nucleotides long. RefSeq names its product chromobox homolog 4 (Pc class homolog, Drosophila) (gene cbx4). The transcript has 5 exons. Gene Ontology annotation, biological process: negative regulation of DNA-templated transcription. The coding region runs from base 1359 to 3026 and encodes 555 amino acids. The record is from RefSeq and is a predicted model, not a curated record. Lineage: Eukaryota; Metazoa; Chordata; Actinopteri; Syngnathiformes; Syngnathidae.
CCCCCCCCCCACACACACACACACAGUCGCACACACAAAACUGAGUCAAUUUUCACCAUGAGUACUCACAAUUCACUCAUUUUUUGAUUCUGGGUAACUGUAGCUUAUUUGAACUCAGUGACCAAGUAAGAUCUUGAACUGGAUGAAAGUGAGGGGGAACUUGCAUAAUUCUACAAUAUCACAAUAUCCGUCCUUGCUGCUGUCGUAAUCUUGCUGUUUCUGUAAAAUCACUUUAAAAAAAAAAAGGAUGCACAUCUUAUCUUUAUCGGACUUCCAAAUCUCCCCACCAACAACACCUUGAAACUCACGAUGGAGGAAUUUGGCACCUCUAUAUCUCAACAUUGUUUUAAUGCGGAUUUGGUUCAUAUAUCAGAAUGACCUUUUACCCAUUUAACUGCCCAGAGAUUAGCCUUGAGGGAGGAAAGCCGAAUUGCACCGGAAAUUCACCUCUACAUUAUGCAUUUCACCCUGGAAAUUCUCCCUACAAAUAAUCGCGGAAGGAUUUCAUGCAAAAUAUUUUAGAACGCAACAGCACGUUUCGUCAAGUAGCAUUUAACAUAUUUUGUUUGUAAAUCGUAAUGGGCUUUCAUUACAAAGAAUUGUGCUACGUUUUAAAGUCCCAAAAGCAUUCCGCACCUGUCCCUCACCUGUUUCUAUGCCACGUAGUUCUUCAGUAUUUAAAGACACACAAGACCCUAAAUUAAGGUUCGUCUUGGAACUCUAAACGCGUUGCCUUUGUUUAAAGCUGCCCCAGGUUCAUAACUGAGUCGUGCUUGCCUUUUAUUGAGUCAUUUAAAAGCGCGAUUGCGGUGCCAUUUUUCCAAAUAACCAGCCUGCUUGUGAACGAACGGACCACUCCUCUUUUUGUGCUUAACAUUUUCACACGCAUUGCGCGUGCAAGAUUGCGCGCCAACAUAAACAAACAGGAGGAGGGCGGAUCUUCCUUUGUGACAUAAAAUAAAGCAAGGGCGCCUAUGUGCCGUGACACUUAACGUGGUGAUUUAUGUGAAUUCCCACACGUCCACAACGAAGGUGAAGAAGGGAUGGAGCCCAACCAGGAGAGGUCUCCACCUCCCCUCCUGACGUCAUGCGCCAAAGCCGGAGCUCUUGCACGACUGGAUCAGUUCACUACCGCUCGCCUGUGACUCUCUGCACACUGCCAGGACUGUGCAUGGACUGUAAAAAAGGAGGGACUACGCGAGCUGGAGGGGGAUAACACUUCGGAUUUGGAUACACACUGGAAAACUACCAAGGCAGCGAACGAACGCGACCACCCUGCCUUGUCUGGCUUUUUUCCCUUCUUCCUUGCACAUCGCUUUCGCCCCUACCCCGUCGCUUGCGGUCGGAUUGCGGCGAGAAUGGAGCUCCCUGCCGCCGGAGAGCACGUCUUUGCGGUGGAGGGCAUCGAAAAGAAGCGCAUUCGCAAGGGGAAGAUUGAAUACCUGGUCAAGUGGCGGGGAUGGUCUCCCAAAUACAACACAUGGGAGCCGGAGGAAAACAUCCUUGACCCGCGCCUCCUCGUUGCAUUUCAAUACAGGGAGAGGCAGGAGCACCUGAUGGGAUAUCGCAAAAGGGGCCCCAAAGCAAAACAUCUUCCACUGCAGGUUCCCUCGUUUGCCCGGAGGUCGAGUAUACCCGCGGGCUUGGAGGACGCCUCUCCGGACGUAGAUGACAGUCCCAAGGAGGAUGCCGUCCCGCUCCAGCGUUGCCAGCCCCAGCAGUAUCAGCUGAACAGCAAGAAGCACCAUCAGUACCAGCCCAGCAGCCAGGAGGUGCCUGUCGAUCAGCUGGCCAGUACCAAGAAGAAGUACGUCUACCAGCUCAACAGCAAGAAGCACCACCACUAUGAGCCUGACCCCAGCAUGUACCAAGCUCAGGCCUCAAAGCUCAAGAAGGUGGUCAAAGUUCAGGAAGCGCCCAGCAAAGCUGCCAACCCCGGCUGGAAUCUACCGCUGGCGUUGCAGCAGAAAUGGCUUCGCGACAAAGACACGGGCUGCUUGAGUAAAGUCAAAGAGCUGGCGGUGGAGCUGCGAAAAGCUGCUCCCAAAGACGCGGAAAGCGAGCAAGCGCUCAAGCCUAAUCCCAAGGACGCCACGCUCCCGAGCGCCGUCAAUGGCAAAAUGAAGAUCAUAAAGAACAAAAACAAGAACGGACGUAUCGUCAUCGUCAUGAGCAAGUAUAUGGACGCUCACAAGGUUCACGGGGCAAAGGGCAAACACGGGGAACCGUCAAGCGCUGAGAAAAGCCAAAGCGGCCAAAACAACCCGGCGCACGGAAGCAAAACGGCUAAAAACGGUAUUCCCAAAGAGAUGUGCAGCAGCAGUUCCCUCCCCGCCACAGAGUGCUCCCCGAAGGACAGGCACUUCUUCAAGCCUUCGCCCAGUACAGCUGAGGAAUACAACACGGAGGUCGCUCGGGGUCAGGCUGACCUGCCCGAUGAUCUGCCGCUGCAGCUGACCGCCAGCUCGCCCCCGACCUCCUGGCCGGCCGACGCCAACGUCCCCACGUCCGCCGCCAUGAUGGAUCACAUCCGGAUUCCGUCCUACCCUGGCAGCCGCAAGAGAAAACUCUCCGAUCCUGCGGGUGAGCGCGGACUUCCCAAGGCUCCCAAAAGCCUCGGCCUUUGCGACAGCGCGCUGGGUCCGCCUCAGGACAAACCCAUGGACCUUCACUGCGCCGGACGCGUCGGUGCGUACCCGUCUGAUGCCAUGGACUGCGCUGGCCAGGAGGAGCCCAUGGAUCUGAGUUGUCCAAAGACUAAGAGGCAGACUCAGCCGGAAAUUCGGCCUGAGCCGUUGCGGCCUGAACUUGCACCUGAGCCUGAACUGCAAGCCCAAAGUGAACCUGCUCCCCAAGCUGAAUCCCCACCCGCUCUCCAAGAUACCAACACAGCAACCCAGGACACGCCGAACAAGACUAAAGCGGCGCUGGCUCAAAAGAUCUCUCCUUUUAUGGGAAAUAUCAUCAUCACUGAUGUCACAACAAACAGUUUGACAGUAACCUUCAAGGAGUACGUCUCUUUCUAAGGAAGCCACUGACUGGACAGACUGAUUGUGUCCAAAUGUGCAUAAUGUAGAAAGAAAAAAAACAUACAGAGAUUUUGUACAUAUGCAAAGUUAUAAUUUAUCAUUCAAAUUUAAUAUGUUUCCUACAUGUUUUAUACUGUAACUCUGAAACGUAGCCAAGCAAGUGCCCUCGAGGAUUUCAAUGGAUACAUUCAACGAGAUGUGUUCCGCUUCAAAAAAAGAAAAACACUCUACGAGUAUAUUGCGUUGUUUCAUACCUGUACCAAACUUGUAAUCUCAAAUGUGCAAAGGUUUAUACGUCUUUAGUGUCAAACGCGAUCAAUUAUUUGGGGUCCCGCUGCGCAUUAGAGAGGAACUUGUCAUGUUGGUAUAGAUCAAAGAUCAAAUUGAAAGCACUUCAUUACUUUUACUUCUACUCCACGAGGCAAUGAUCGUUAAUUGCCUUCAUUAUUCAGUCUCGAUUCAGUCAUGGGCAUUAUAAUUGAUUCAUCGUUAUGAAUGUGGUUUGUUCGGCACGCGUCUUGAGAUGCAAACAUGACAAAGACGCACGCAAACUCUCUUCCGUCUGAGAAAUGUGAGCCCUCACUUUUUUAGCAUUGUUCAUCUCAUGAAUAUUCCGUGAUGGGAAAAGGCGGCUGCCUGCCGUUUGUUAGGCUCGCUCGUGACCCGUCAAAUGUGACUCAUCAACGUUUUGCUAGGCACACUUGAAGACGAGCUUGCUUUUUGUUGAUGCUGCUUGAAAGGCAAAUGUUGACUCUCGCCUUCGAGAUGCACACUGAAUGCAAAACCAGCUUAAGAAUGCUAAAAUGCGACAAGAAUGAAUCGGAAGCGAGCAUAUUUAUUUGGGAGAAGCUGCAAGGGAUCUUUUAACAAUUAUUUCCAUGAAUUUUGCUGUCCUUUUGGGUUUUGUUUUGCUUUCAUUUGUCGAUGCACUCGCUUACAAGGAUCGUCAUUACGUUGCUUAGGGAGACGAGUUAGCUUACUGCUGUUGGCACACUUUCACAAUAAAGAAAGCAAAGUUCCUCGUAA